CGAGCAAAGCCUCCACGAGCAAAGCCCACCUCUCACUGUGGUCUGUGUUUGUGCUGCUAUGUAAUAAUAAAUUAUUAUUAUUGUUAUUAUAUGCAAGGCGAACGUGGUGGGCACAUGUCGGGUGGUGCAUCGUGGAAACCACGAGUUCCCUUUCUUUUUCUUCGCUCUCUCUUCUCUGGCCUCUGCAGCUUCCAAUCUUUCUUCCCCUCUAUCUCUUCCAUCAGGUUUCCAAUUGAAUUGAAACCCUAGAAUUUUUUUUGACUUUUGAAUUUUAGCUUUGCCUUUUUAUGUGCUAAACAUAUAUAUAGAAAGAAACUGGGAAGAGUGAGGAGUUUAACUAAGAUGGAUCAAUGGAAGACAACAACCAACGAUUUCUCUCAAUCCGUGACAGCAGAUGUAGCUCCUUCGACUUCUACUCACACCUUGCCUCCCUCCAACUCCAUCCCUGAUCACAGACAGAGGCUGGAGCCGGAGGUCAAGGAUCCAAUUGCUGCAAGAAAGGUUCAGAAAGCAGACAGGGAGAAAUUGAGGAGGGACCGUCUGAAUGAGCACUUCCUUGAACUAGGAAACACAUUAGACCCAGAUCGACCCAAGAAUGACAAGGCAACCAUUUUGACUGACACAAUUCAAGUGUUGAAGGAUCUAACAGCUGAAGUCAGCAGACUAAGGGCUGACUAUGCUGCACUUUCAGAAGAAUCGCAUGAGCUAAUGCAGGAGAAGAAUGAGCUGAGAGAAGAAAAGGCAUCUUUAAAAUCUGAUAUUGAAAAUUUAAAUUCUCAAUAUCAACAAAGGGUCAGGGUCAUGUUUCCAUGGCCUGCCGUUGAUCCUUCUGUUGUCAUGGCUCCUACUUAUCCAUAUCCAGUCCCUGUACAUGUCCCACCUGGUCCAAUUCCCAUGCAUCCCUCAAUGCAGCCAUUUCCCUUUUUUGGAAAUCAAAAUCCUAAUGCAAUUCCUAGUCCUUGCUCAACAUUUAUUCCAUACCCAGCUACUGCUAAUCCUGCAAAUGAACAGCCAUCUGUCCAAUAUGCUUCCACUUCCCAUAUUUCAAGCAAACUGGAUUCCAAAAGCAAGUCAGCAGAUCACCCAAGGGGCAGCAAUUCGGAAAGAUGUGAUGAUUCUGAUGAUGUUGCAACAGAACUUGAACUGAAAAUGCCUGGAUCAUCAUCCCAACAGGAUAUGUCAACUGGAGAAAGGAAAGGCAAGCAUUCACACAGAAAGGAAAAAAAUAUUACAAAUGGUAGCUCCUCAAGCAGGAAUUCUUCACCUCUUGGUAUUCAGGAUAGCUCCUCUAAUAGUGUGGGAGAUGUCCCAAAAUCUACUGAUUAAUGUGCUGGUUGGUUUUCCUGUUGGCUUUCUCAAAAUCCUAACUGGCACAAGUAGUAUAUCUCAUUGUCACUCAUGGGAAUGCAACAAAUUUGAUGUCUUGAGACAAAAUUCUGGGCUUGGAAGCAGGGUGAAUCAUGCUGGUAACUGGUAAGCAACGGAGGAAAUUUGGUUAAUUGCCUAGUUGUUCUUAUUACCUGAAGAACUUGAGGUGGGUUCACCCUUCACUUCUCGCCUACUUUUACGCAGGUAACUUGUCCAGAAUGUGUUCCAUUUUCUGACUGAACGAGAAGAUGCUUCUAACGUGCCUGCAGAUCCUAGGCUUGAUAGCCUGCUGGCCAGUAGGCUACCAGUGGAUAAAAUUCUGUGUAAACAAGUAGUAUGAAAGUGCUCUCCCCUUUAACUGACCAUUUAAUUUAAUUUAGUGUUAAAUUGCCUCCUCUUUUUAUUUAUUUAUUUUUUUUGGUUUAAACUUAUCUUUUCUGUAUAUAUAGUCCAUUCGCAUAUGAAAUUAUCCAUUGCCAAAUUGCCAUUUA
Messenger RNA from Manihot esculenta (cassava), 1859 nucleotides. Its product is annotated as transcription factor bHLH121. Gene Ontology annotation, molecular function: protein dimerization activity; DNA-binding transcription factor activity. Gene Ontology annotation, biological process: intracellular iron ion homeostasis. The transcript is spliced from 5 exons. The coding region runs from base 343 to 1326 and encodes 327 amino acids. NCBI's taxonomy places the organism in Eukaryota, Viridiplantae, Streptophyta, Magnoliopsida, Malpighiales, Euphorbiaceae. The record is from RefSeq and is a predicted model, not a curated record.